Anneissia japonica is the source of this 781-nucleotide messenger RNA. RefSeq lists its product as uncharacterized. The transcript is spliced from 2 exons. Lineage: Eukaryota; Metazoa; Echinodermata; Crinoidea; Comatulida; Comatulidae. The record is from RefSeq and is a predicted model, not a curated record. The annotation marks the transcript as partial.
GUUGUGGAUUGUGGUUGGCCUUUUAUUAACACACUUGGAGGUGCCCUAUGGUAUAUUGACAGGAAUCAGGCAACCUUAAAAAGCAGAGGAUACCCUGUCCCAGAUGUUUUUAUGCAGUUUGCUGGAUUUCGUAUUCCAGAAAAGUUAAAGAAACGCAAAAUCACUGCCGAGUUUUUGAGUGAGGAGGAACUACGUUCCCAUGGAAAAGCCUUAUUCAACCUGCUUCAGGCUGCCUAUUUCCAGAAAGAGAUUUGGAAGGAUGUAAAUGAUGCUGUUGUUGCCUUAUCAAAUUCGUUGAUGAAGUAUAGUGCAUAUCUGGAAUCUCAAUCAAAAAGGAUGAAACAAAACCACCACUCUCUGAUGAUGAAUCAAGACAAAGAGAAUUUCAAAAUCAUUGAAAAGUCUACCAAUUGGCCAGAUGACAUAUACAGCUCUGUUUAUGAAGUCUUGGAUAGUAAAGAUGUUUGCGAGCCAAUAUUUCUUGAUGAGUAUGCACCAACCGAUCGAAGGAGAAGAUAUGAGUACAUCACAAGUUUAAAUUUGCCAUUUAGGACAUUGCUUUUCACUCAUUCAGGUGGAGCAAUUCAUUCACACUUCUUGUGGAAAAUUGAAGAUUGUUCACCAGUUGAGGACAUGAUUAAUAUGGCUCAUAACAUUGCGAAAGCUAUAGUGGAGGACCUUCCAAAGUAUCACUCUCGUGCAAUGAAAAAAGAGUUUGUGCAGAAAUUUGGUCUGGUCGCCAAUAAAACUGUACUAAGACAGGCAUAUCGGACUUUAACAG